Molecule: messenger RNA, 1429 nt
Organism: Limanda limanda (common dab)
Lineage: Eukaryota; Metazoa; Chordata; Actinopteri; Pleuronectiformes; Pleuronectidae
Gene: aurkb
Product: aurora kinase B
Exons: 9
Coding region: 60-1052 (330 amino acids)
Biological process (GO): regulation of cytokinesis; protein phosphorylation; mitotic spindle organization
Cellular component (GO): spindle microtubule; spindle midzone; spindle pole centrosome
Molecular function (GO): ATP binding; protein kinase activity
Source: RefSeq, a predicted model, not a curated record
AGGAAGCAGAAAACUACAGAUUGAGCUCCACUGAGUCUCCGCUCCGUGUGUUCGCCACCAUGCAGAAUAAGGAAAAUGACCCCAGGGGCUUCCAAAGACAGUUUGCUACCCCGAACAUGGUCGGGCCACAGCGUGUUCUGGUGAAGCCUCGAGCAGAAGCAGACAAAAGUGCAAUCACAGGCCCUGGGAGAGAGUGUGUUGGCCCAUCCUCCAGUUUAACUUCAAGGAAAGUCACCAUUGAUGACUUUGACAUUGGUCGACCACUGGGGAAGGGCAAGUUCGGAAAUGUCUACCUUGCAAGAGUAAAGAAGCUGCAGGCCAUCGUUGCACUGAAGGUGUUGUUCAAGUCCCAGAUGGAGAAGGAGGGGGUGGAGCAUCAACUCAGGAGGGAGAUCGAGAUUCAAGCUCAUCUCAAGCACCCGAACAUCCUGCGCUUCUACAAUUAUUUCCAUGACCGCACGAGGGUUUUCUUAGUACUUGAGUAUGCCCCACGUGGAGAAAUGUACAAAGAGCUGCAGAGAUGUGGAAGAUUUGAUGACCAGCGCACCGCCACAUACAUGGAGGAGAUAGCUGAUGCUUUACUGUACUGCCAUGAGAGGAAAGUGAUUCAUCGUGACAUCAAGCCAGAGAACCUGCUUCUCGGCUAUCGUGGGGAGCUGAAAAUUGCCGACUUUGGUUGGUCUGUUCACGCACCUUCUCUAAGACGCCGCACCAUGUGUGGGACACUGGAUUACCUCCCCCCAGAGAUGAUUGAGGGCCACACCCACAGUGAGAAGGUGGAUCUGUGGUGCAUUGGGGUCCUCUGCUAUGAAUGCCUUGUGGGCAACCCCCCGUUUGAAACCGCCAGCCAUUCAGACACAUACAAAAGAAUCAUGAAGGUGGAUUUGAAAUUCCCCAAGAUUGUCUCAGACGGUGCCCGGGACCUGAUCUCCAAGCUGCUUCGCCACAACCCCACCGACCGCCUCUCACUACAGAGCGUCAUCGACCAUCCAUGGGUGCGCGCCAACUCCCACCGGCUCCUUCCCCCGUCCUACCCUUCCAAGAAAUCCUGAGUCCACCUGGCCAGCCAUCGUACCUCCCUCUGAGGGGUGUUUUAUAUCCUCCACAAGAGACUCUGGGGCGGCACCUUUUGACUUCACUGCCAUGGGCUUUAAACUGCCAUUAUUCUGGCACAUUUUAUGAUGCCGACUUUUUAUGUUGUACAGUGUGGUGUUAUUAUCUAUGUCUAGUACUUUGCCUCAGAGGUGUUUGUUAUUUUUAUUAUCAAAUCUUUUCUGCUCCUUUUUUAAAAAUGAAAAGCUCUGUUUUGGAUUUCUGUAUCUGAUGGUGCUUACUCCAAAGUGCUGUUAAACCGCCUGCCUCAUGCUGAAUAUAUUCUCUAAUAGUUAAAGAUGUGUACUGAGGGAUUGGGUGGAAAGUGUGCUUUGUU